CGACUGCAACCUUUCUCUUACGUCCGCCAUGUUCAUCAUCAACUGGUUCUGGGACGUUCUUGCGCAGCUCGGUCUGCUACACAAGAACGCAAAGAUUCUGUUCCUCGGGCUCGACAAUGCAGGCAAAACGACACUGCUGCACAUGCUGAAGAACGACCGACUGGCCACGCUUCAGCCGACACUCCACCCCACAUCGGAGGAGCUUGCUAUUGGCAACAUCAAAUUCACGACCUAUGACUUGGGUGGUCACCAGCAAGCCCGACGACUUUGGAAGGACUACUUCCCGGAGGUCGACGCCAUCGUCUUCCUCGUCGACAGCGUCGACAUUGAACGUCUCGCUGAGUCCAAAGCAGAGCUCGACUCGCUGCUGUCCAUCGAGGAGCUCGCGAAGGUUCCGUUCCUCAUCCUCGGCAACAAGAUUGACGCGCCGGGUGCCGUCUCCGAGGACGAGCUCAGGCAUCAUCUUGGUCUCUACCAGACCACCGGCAAGGGCAAGGUCCCCCUUAACGACAUUCGCCCAAUUGAGAUCUUCAUGUGCUCAGUCGUCCAGAGGCAGGGAUACGGCGAUGGUUUCCGCUGGGUGUCGCAAUAUAUCUGAGCGUGCCAUGCGUCAACCAGGCUGGAUAGGAUUUGGUAGAAUACUUUUAGGCGCUAUACACUCUUGUUAUCCUACUCUUGUUCCGCGUUUUGCUCAAUUAUACGGUCUCUCGUUUC
This is a messenger RNA of Phanerochaete carnosa HHB-10118-sp, 714 nucleotides long. RefSeq lists its product as uncharacterized. NCBI's taxonomy places the organism in Eukaryota, Fungi, Basidiomycota, Agaricomycetes, Polyporales, Phanerochaetaceae. The transcript is spliced from 7 exons. The record is from RefSeq and is a predicted model, not a curated record. Gene Ontology annotation, molecular function: GTPase activity; GTP binding. Gene Ontology annotation, cellular component: endoplasmic reticulum exit site; COPII vesicle coat. The coding region runs from base 29 to 598 and encodes 189 amino acids. Gene Ontology annotation, biological process: vesicle organization; endoplasmic reticulum to Golgi vesicle-mediated transport; membrane organization.